Molecule: messenger RNA, 1689 nt
Organism: Arachis duranensis
Lineage: Eukaryota; Viridiplantae; Streptophyta; Magnoliopsida; Fabales; Fabaceae
Product: receptor-like protein EIX1
Exons: 6
Coding region: 1-1689 (562 amino acids)
Molecular function (GO): protein binding
Source: RefSeq, a predicted model, not a curated record
AUGUCUCCCUUCGACGGUGGUUCCUUCGACGGUGAUGACACCGCGCCUCUUCCCUCUUCUCGUCGCAUCUUCUCUCUCAAUGUUUCUUUCCGAGUGUGUGCUUGUGUGAAAGUGAGAUUAAUCCAUGGGGAAGUGACAUGCUUAGAGAAUGAGAGGCAAGCACUCCUCCGCUUCAAAGAAGGCAUAAAAGAUCCUUGGGACGUGCUGUCAACAUGGAGGGACGAUGAUUGUUGCAAAUGGCAGGGAAUUACAUGCAGCAACCAAACUGCUCAUUAUUUGGAUCUGAGCUACAAUGGUCUUGAUGGAUUUAUCCCAUAUCAACUCAAACACUUGAGACAACUACAAUAUCUCAGUCUUCGAGGGUAUCUUGAACUUUCAGGAGCAAUCCCUUUUCAAAGUGGUGAUCUUCCAUUGCUGCACACUCUCAAGCUCGGUGGUGACUUUGAUCUCGAAAGUAAAGAGCUGAGGUUGUCGGAUUGUAGUCUUUCUGAUAAUGAUGUUCAACUUUUGUUUCAUAUUCAUUCUAACUAUUCUUCCACUACUCCCCUUACCAUCCUUGAUUUAUCUGAUAAUAUGUUGACAUCAUCCACAUUUCAGUUGUUGUCCAACCUCAGCUUUCACCUUCGGGAGCUUUAUCUUUCAUCUAAUGAUAUUGUUUUGUCACAAUCUCAUUACCCAAACUUUCCUUCUCUAGUGAGCCUUGACCUUUCUUAUAAUAAUCUCACUUCAUUAGUGUUUCAAGGAAAUUUCAACUUCAGCUCCAACCUUGAAAUGCUUGAUUUGUCAAAUUGCAGUCUUACGGAUACAAGUUUUCUGGUGUCAUCUACUUCCAUUGUGAAUUCUUCAUCUUCUCUUGUUAGCCUUGAUCUCUACUAUAACCUGUUGACAUCAUCAAACAUAUUUCACUGGAUCUUCAACUUCACAGCCAAUCUUCACACCCUUGAUCUUGGUUUCAACUUGUUAGAAGGUCCUGUUCCACUAGGUUUUGACAAAGCAGUGAAAUCUCUUGAAUAUCUCGAUCUCUCUCAUAACAAUCUGCACGGAGAGAUUCCCCAUUUCUUUGGAAACAUUUGCACACUACAAUCACUAUACUUGUCAUAUAACAACUUGAGUGGGGACUUUUCAAGAUUCAUUCAAAAUUCAUCAUGGUGCAACAGACACAUAUUUCAGGAGCUAUAUUUGUCUUACAAUCAAAUCACUGGCGUGAUACCUAAAAGCAUCAGAGUGUUAUCUGAGUUGGAAUAUCUGUCCCUAAAAGGGAAUUCUUUGAAGGGUGAAAUUACUGAAUCACAUCUCACAAACUUUUCCAAAUUAAAAAAAUUGGUGUUGUCUUACAACUCAAUAUCUCUAAAGUUUGUCCCCGGAUGGAUUCCUCCUUUUCAGUUAAUAUAUUUGAGUCUAGCAUCUUGCAAGUUGGGUCCUAACUUUCCAAGUUGGCUACAAAAUCAAAAUCACUUAAGUUUUCUGGAUAUUUCUGAUGCGGGAAUUCAUGGGCCUGUACCAGAGUGGUUUUGGCAUAAGUUCCAAGUUGUAGGAUAUUAUUUGAAUAUGUCCCACAACAAUUUUAUAGGUACUAUGUCAAAUUUACCGCCAAGGUUAUCCGACACCAGAGCAUAUCUAGAUUUGAGUUCAAAUCAAUUUGAGGGUGCAAUUCCAUCGUUUUUGCGGCAGAUUGUUGGGGAUCUGUAA